GCUGCAUCAUGGAGGCGACUCCAGGGUUCCUCAGUUUGGGCCAGAGUGAAGCCACGCCUCCAGCUGCCGGGCGGGCAGCACCUGAGGGUGCAGGUAGCCCUCUGCUCCUCCGUCUCCAUCACUCCAUCACUGACAGGAGGCGACCAUGCAGCGAAGCCGGACACACCUGCGCCACCUUUUACUGGGGCUGCUUUUUGCGCAAACGUAUGCGGAACUGCCCAUGUGCAAAGAGUCAGAUUAUCACUUUGAGUACACAGAGUGUGACGUACUCGGGUCACGAUGGAGAGUUGCAGUUCCCAACAAAGCCGACACAUGCACAGGCCUCCCAGACCCAGUCAAAGGCACUCAGUGCACCUUCUCCUGUAGUGAAGGGGAGUUCCUCGACAUGCAGUCGCAGCAGUGCCAGAAAUGUGCUGCAGGCACCUAUUCUCUGGGCACUGGCGUGGCCUUUGACGAGUGGGACAGCCUGCCGUCUGGUUUUGUCACCCACGGGGUGACUGCGAAUGGCGGGGAUUCCCACACAGAUUGCUCUAACUCGACCUGGACACCGAAGGGUGAUUACAUAGCCUCAAACACAGACGAGUGCACUGCGACGCUGUCGUAUGCUGUGAGCCUGAAGAAACCUGGAACUGUGUCCUUUGAAUAUUUCUACCCUGACGACAGCAUUUACUUUGAGUUUUUUGUUCAGAAUGACCAGUGUCAGUCCACAGACACUGAGAGUCGCUGGAUGAAGAUCUCUGAGAGCUUCUUCAGCAAAUACGCGGUUGAGCUGAAAAGCGGCAACAAUGUGCUGUACUGGAGAACCACUGUGUACACUCCGGAGGGCAGCGCUAUCAAACCUGUGCUGUUAAGAAACAUCGCCAUCUCAGGGGUGGCCUACACAUCAGAGUGUUUUCACUGUAAACCGGGCACCCACAGUGCAAAGGCAGGAUCUGCUCGCUGUUCCCCCUGCCCCGCUGACACCUUCUCCAACAAAGGGGCCACAGUUUGCCAUCAGUGUGAAACAGACAAAUAUGCAGAGGCUGGCUCAGGGAGCUGCAAGCAGAGACCUGCGUGCACAAACAGUGACUACUUCUACACCCACACACCAUGCGACUCUGAGGGAAAGACUCAGCUCAUGUACAAGUGGAUCGAGCCAAAGAUUUGCAGUGAGUCUGUUCAAGGAGCCGUGAAGCUGCCCGCAUCAGGGGAGAAGCAAACCUGUCCUCCGUGUAACCCGGGUUUCUUUGUCACCAACUCCUCCACCUGUGAACCCUGCAAAGAAGGUUCCUACUCAAACGGAACAGUCUGUACCAAGUGCCCUGUUGGCAUGGAGCCAGUGGUGGGUCUCGAAUACAAAUGGUGGAACACGAUGCCGAGCAACAUGAAGAGCUCCAUCUUCCGCAGAGAGUUCAGCGACUCCGAACACAGCACGGCAUGGGAGGUGGCUGGAGAGUAUGUCUACACUGCCCCAGGAGAUCAGGACACAGACUACCUGAUGCUCACACUAAAUGUACCUGGAUACAGGUUGCCUCAGUCCGUGGCCACAGACAGUGAGAGGACUGAACUGUCUCGCAUAACCUUCGUCUUCAAGACCACGUGCACAGCAGACUGUAAAUUUUUCUUCCUGGCUGGUUAUAAUCAGUGGAAUAAUGAUGUGGUGGAGCACUGGACAGGCAGCAACAGCAAACAGUCGUACUCCUACCUGAUCCAGAGCAACAGCACCACCAGCUUCACGUGGACAUUUCGACGAACAGAGGAAGUUAACGUGGAGAGGAAAUACGGCGCUGAUUCUGCAAAGAUCUUCUCUAUCCACAUCACCAAUGUGAUCGGAGGCGUGGCCUCUGAGUGUCGCCGCUGUGCCCUGGGCUCUGCUACGGCUGACUCCGCCUGUGUUCCCUGCCCACCGGGACACUACAUGGUCAAUGGGACAGGAGUGUGUGUGAGCUGCCCGACCAACACCUUCAUCAAGCCCGAACAGCCAAUCGGAGAGGCUGCUUGUGUUCAGUGUGGACCAAACACAAAGAGAAACAAGGCUUACACAGCUUGUCUCAGUGACUGUGCGUUGGACGUGCAGACGAGUGGAGGCGCCCUCCUGCACUAUGACUUCUCCCCUCUGGUCAACGUCACCGGCUUCCACAGCAGCCCCCGCUUCACCAACAAAGGCCUGAGAUAUUUCCAUCGCUUUAAUUUGGGUCUGUGUGGGAAAGAGGGCCGAGUACAGGCAAAGUGUGUGGACAAUGUUACAGAGAGCGGGAAAGCAGUCAAAGGAUACGUCUGUCAGUCCACUGUGGUUCCCUCUGAGAUCAGGAGUCAGAGCGUGGUGUCCGCCCAGCCUUUCAUCAUUGGUGACUCACUCAUUGGUGUGACCACUGACACAAAGCUGAGCAGCAUCUCCUCUCCAGAUUGGUUGUUCCCUGCUUCGUCUGGCCUGCCAGAUGUCAUCUUCUAUUACAAGUCCAGUGAGACGACUCAGGCUUGUAAACAAGGCAGGUCGGCCACCGUCCGACUGCGAUGUAACCCCACAGUGACUGCUAAAGACCACAUCACACUGCCAAGUAACUGUUCAGAGGGGACUUGUGAUGGUUGUACUUUCCACUUUCUGUGGCAGAGCCAGCAUGCAUGUCCACUCUGCACCAAAGACCACUACAGAGAGAUCGUCAGCGCUUGUGUCCAGGGAAUACAGAGAACCACGUAUGUGUGGCAGCAACCAUUGCAGUGUUACGGAGGAGAGUCACUACCGGCACAAAUAGUCAGUGCAUGUGUGACUCUGGAUUUCUGGCUCAAUUUUGGUGUUUCCUUGGGAACGAUUGCUGCUGUGCUGCUCAUCAGUAUCAGCUGCUAUUUCUGGAAGAAGACACGCAAGUUGCAGUAUAAGUACUCUAAGCUGAUGAUGAGCUCUGGAGGUAAUGACUGUGAGCUGCCCACUGCAGACAGCUGUGCAAUAAUGGAGGGAGAGGAUGCAGAGGACGAGCUCAUGGACCUCACCAAGAAAUCUUUCUUCACCAAAAUUAAAUCCUACUCACGAGAGAGGACAUCAGAUGGAUUUGACUCAGUUCCACUAAAAUCGUCAUCUUCACGCCAUCAAAUAGAGGAGGAAGACUCUGAUGAUGCUUAAUUCAGAGGAUGAGCAGAUCCGUCCACCUGAGCGCAGAGGACGUGGUUAACCUGAGACAAACAGCUCCAUAAGGCAGAGUCACAGAAAACAGAAAUUUGUGUUUAAAUGCAUUUUAUUUAUUAGAAAACAACACAGGCUUACUGAGGGCCUUUUAAAAUAAUGAAAAAAGUGAAAAAUAUGAAGUAUUAUUUGUCAUAUGUUAGGCUGCCAAACCUAAUACUACAAUAGAAAGUCUCCAUAUUGGGGACAUUCAACAUCAUAGUAUGGAUUAAGUUACAAUUGUUGUAGAUGUGUGAGACUGUGUACAUUUUACAUAACUGUGAAUGUGUAUUUCCUUCUUUUUCUAUUUAAUUCUUUAAAUUUGUUUUUAUUAGGCUAUCCUGUUUUUUAUGAGACCACACAUCCAGUUCAGUCUUAUAAUGUUUUUCCACAAUACCUAUAAUUAUAUUUUCUCCAGCUUUGCAUAACCUUUUCUGCCGCCCCUAAAGUCAUGCCAUAGUGUUGCCCUAUUGUGAAGUAAAAUAAUUUUCUAUAAUAAAAACAAAUGUCCAUCUCUGGAAAAUAUCCUCUAAUGCUGCCUUCAAGUGCCUCUUGUAAGAUAAUUUUCUAAAGCAUGAAAAUAACUAAAUACAUUUCUUCACAUCACAUGCAUUAUAUAAUACUUUUACAUUGCUGCUUUAUAUGUUGAGAUGUUUUUUUUUACGUGUGCUUUGGAAGAAAAAAUACCCCUAUAUAAAAAGUAAUUGUUCCAGUUGUUAGUUUAGUUAAGAAAAUUAGAAAAGUGAAUUUUAACUCACAUGUAAUAGCUGUUUUAAAUAUUCAACCGAAUACUGUUGACUCUAAAUGACAUGAUUCCUAAGUUAAACAGGGCAAAACAACAUUACAACAUAUAAAACAAAAAUCUUAUCUCUUUUCUGAAAGUUUCCCUUGAAGAAUAAACCUUUUAUUCACAGAAUACAUCUUAAAUUUCCCAUCAUACAUACUGCACUGAAACACCUCCAUUUCACUACUGAUACUACUACUACUACUACUAGACAGAAAAUACAGUAAACAACAUAAGUAUAUUUCAGGAGUAGGAGGAAGUGAAUACUUACCAAAUCCUAACUCCUUUUCUUUAAAUUAAUUUUAAGGGUAAAAAACCCAACAUUAUAUUAAACAACAAUAUUCCCACUUUCAGCCCCAGUAUUGAUUAUACACACCUUGAUCGAAUAAAAAAAAAACCCAAUUUGUAAUAGUUACCCAUUAAUAUACCUUAAAAUAAUGUAACGCUGAGGGCCAUUGUGCAGCAUUGUGAGUAAUUUUUUAAAAACUUUUUACACCUGAAGUUAAUUUAGCUGAUAAUAGUUUUGUACUUUUACAUGAAUACGUUUUUGAAUGAUUAACUUUAUAAUUAUAAUCGGUUGUUGUUGUUUUUUUAGGCCUACUUGUUUUUCUGCCACUGUGCCACCAUUAAAGCAUCUUAAUAAACA
Plectropomus leopardus (leopard coralgrouper) is the source of this 4566-nucleotide messenger RNA. It is a transcript of the gene elapor1, whose product is annotated as endosome-lysosome associated apoptosis and autophagy regulator 1. Lineage: Eukaryota; Metazoa; Chordata; Actinopteri; Perciformes; Serranidae. Gene Ontology annotation, biological process: positive regulation of vacuole organization; autophagosome assembly. Gene Ontology annotation, cellular component: trans-Golgi network; plasma membrane; late endosome. The record is from RefSeq and is a predicted model, not a curated record.